Messenger RNA from Suillus subaureus, 1987 nucleotides. Its product is annotated as major facilitator superfamily domain-containing protein. Gene Ontology annotation, molecular function: transmembrane transporter activity. Gene Ontology annotation, biological process: transmembrane transport. The coding region runs from base 148 to 1611 and encodes 487 amino acids. Lineage: Eukaryota; Fungi; Basidiomycota; Agaricomycetes; Boletales; Suillaceae. The transcript has 3 exons. The record is from RefSeq and is a predicted model, not a curated record. Gene Ontology annotation, cellular component: membrane.
CAGUAUAUGUAUUGAUUAUGGGAACUCAAGUAAGCCGGUGUGCUUACAUUGAACCUCUCACCUAACGUCCGUCUUUUGCGGCCUCCCUGUCUGCCACGCCAUAAUUAUGACUCGCAAUCAUAUUAAUAUCCGUGAUCAUUCAGCUUGAUGUCGACUAGCUUGUUCGUGCAGAUGACGGACCUCAAACGACUGCUGAACCAAAUCAACCCGUUCUCCUCUCGCCAUGAGACAAGCGACAAUCACAGUGAGGAAGAGGAAUACAAGCUACCGAACAUGGCGUCUCUGGUCAUCAUGCUUUCAAUGAAUCUCCUUCUUCAAGUUUCGUUUUUCAUCGUCGUUUCAUCGUCAAACAAAUAUGCAGAGUACCUGGGAGGAAAUGCCACUUUCUCUGGAAUUGUCAUCGGCAUCCCGACGGCUUUUGCUGGACUUUCUUUGAUCCCCUUGACAAAGUACGAUAAAGGGAUGUACAAAAUGCCUCUUCAUGUCAGUUGCUGCUUCGCCAUUCUUGGCCACGUCGCCUACGCUCUGGCUUUCCGGGUCAACUUCUUAUAUUUGAUUCUUAUCGGCCGUUGCCUCAACGGGGUUGCAUUCUCCAUGUUCAUGUACUGCAAACGGUACUGCACGGACCCCCGAAUUGUUGGCACCAGACGGAGAACGACACUUGCUAGCUGGCUGGUCAUCGGUCAAGGGAUGGGCAUGAGCCUUGGCCCAUUUCUUGGUGGCGUGUUGUACAACAUCGGGUUCUCCAACUCAAUUUUCAAUGGUUAUACAAGCCCAGGAUGGAUCAUGGCUGGGAUUUACGUUGGUUUCUGGGUUUUGGUGACACAAUAUUUUGAGGACAUCCCUCAACCACCAACCGUUAUGGAAUUGCAGCCAGCAAGCAAUUCAAAUGCUCCCCCCAUCAUUUCUUUAGAAUUGAAAGGUGGACACGCCGAGGUUUCUCCCAAUUAUGCAUCAGCGCCUACCACACGCCCUCCCUCGCCCGUUGACGAAUCGUUCAGAGCACAGCUCUCGCUGAUUACACGGUCCCAGUGGGGUGUCAUUACAUGCAUGUGUUGGUUUGCGAUGCUCUGUUUUUUCAUUCUAGGCUCUUGGGAAGCCAAUUUGCCUGUGUUUGGUGCCGCUGCUGAAAACUUUCACUGGUCUCCAUUUGCUGCGGGAAACUUCAUUGCUCUCGGCGGAAUAACAAGCUUCCCUUUCCUCCUCUUCAACCUCUUAGCUGCACGUCGCACACAAGAUCGCAAACUCCUCGCAUUCGGUACCAUUCUCGGCCUUACAGGUCUAGUCAUCUUUCUUUCCAUCCUUCGUACUGGCAAAGUCAAUUACGGUUCACUAUUUGCAUGUUGGUGGACCGUGGCGCUCGGCUUCAACCUAGCAACCACUGUGACCCUUAGUCUACUCAGCAAGCAGCUCCCACCCGAGUGGAAUAGCCGUACUUCGAUGGCAAUUCAAUACAGCAACUAUACUGGUCGUGUUACGGGCGCAAUCUGGGGUGGUUCGGGUGUUUCAGUGGGGAUGUUGAACUUUGUGGGGUUGGAGAUUGCUAUGGUCGGUAUUGGAGCUGUGUUGUUUACCACAUUGUGGAGGGAUCUGAAGACGAAGACGGGAUGACCCACUCAGGCCUGGGGAAGAGCAUUUUGUAAUCCAUCUAUAGAGGCUCACCAUCCCCGACUCCCAUGCACAAAAAUCGCUCUGCACUUUUCUCUGCACCCGACUUGAUCCGAUGCAAUUGAUUUCACGGGCGCCUCUAUGUAAACUAACACGAUUGCGUCUUCGUCAACCCAGGCUCAACUGUUCAUACGGAUCUGAGCUUGUACCAUGUACCACCGCCUCUUUAGACAUCGCAUAGCGGUCGUUUGAACGCGCUACCUUUCUCUACCAUACUAUUUAUCACAUGAUAACUCUGAACGUCAUUAUUGCGUGCCAUCCAACAUUGCCCAUCCCACAGCUUUUCAUCGCGUCUAUAAUAUUGCUUGCCUCGCUCGAA